Messenger RNA from Gigantopelta aegis, 5093 nucleotides. RefSeq names its product DNA replication factor Cdt1-like. The transcript is spliced from 11 exons. Gene Ontology annotation, molecular function: DNA polymerase binding; DNA binding. NCBI's taxonomy places the organism in Eukaryota, Metazoa, Mollusca, Gastropoda, Neomphalida, Peltospiridae. The record is from RefSeq and is a predicted model, not a curated record. Gene Ontology annotation, cellular component: nucleus. The coding region runs from base 2 to 2221 and encodes 739 amino acids. Gene Ontology annotation, biological process: DNA replication preinitiation complex assembly; regulation of DNA-templated DNA replication initiation; mitotic cell cycle.
GAUGGCGCAGCCCAGGGUUACUGACUUUUUCGCAAGUAAAAAGAAAACAAAUUGUAGAUUACCCACAAAGAGAAGAAGAGUGGAAAUAAAUCAUAAUGGUGAUGAUAUAUCUGCCAUUAAGGAAAGUGCACCUAUAACAUUACAAACUGCGUCUCUUGAUCAUAAUGCUAAAAGCGUCGAAGAAAGCGUGUCAAUUUCAUCAACAAAACCCCGAAGAAAACCAAAAAAAAACUCCAGUAAAACCGAGGUCUCCAAGCCAACAGCUCGAAUAACAAGACAAAAAUGCGUCAAUAAUGUAUUGAAUAAUCAGCAGAAAAUUAAUGAUGCAUUAACUAAUUUAUCGAGUAAAACACUUAAUUCUGAUGUCUCGGAUUUGGAUAAAACAUCAAAACUUCGGACCCUGCAAACUGUUGAUGAUUGUAGUGAGCCCGUCAACGAACCUGAAUACCUUUCAUUACACUGGGAUGAAGUGGAUGGGUCUCAGAACAAGGAGAUUACACCAAGGAAACAAAUUAAGACAGUCAGUAAAAAGGAAAGAAAGUCUCGUCAUCACAAUGCGAAUUUUGAAUCAACCACGCCCUGUGUUAAAAGUAGCACUGAAACAGUGGUAUUGUCAGCAUCUACAAGAAGUGCACGAAAAUGUCUUCAGUUGCAUCCAGAAGAUGAAUCAAUGGCAGAUGGAGAAAACAUUAAUGUUGACAACAUGGUAUCAGAAAUGACUGUUCUGUCACCAAAAAUAUCUCCAAUUCCGACAACUCCACAGAAGGUGCAAUAUGCAAAAACAAAGGGUCCAGAUGAACCAGUGUCGUCUAAAGUCAAAGCGUCAAUUAAGAGAUGCAAGGAGCUUACAGAGUCUGUCGAUGCUGUCUUGUCAAAGACAAAGAAGCUCACUGCUAGUGAAGUAAAAUUUCGACUGAAAAAGGGAGGAAAACUGGAGGAACUGAAAAAACAAUUACUGGAACUGAACAAAUUGAAGAAAGAUGCCAAGAAGCAAACUCCAAAACUAGAGCAGUUCAAUAAGAUUGAAAUACAAGUGGAGCAGCUAUCACCCAUUAAGAGUCCGGUGAAAUUUGAAAAAAGUGAAAUGAAGGUUCCUGCAUUUGAAAAGUUCCACCAUCUUGUGACAUCCCCUCCCCCGACACUGACCCUGCCAUACAAGUACAGGCUGCUGGCCGAAAUGUUCCUCGGGAUGGACACUGUUGUUAGUAUGGUGCACAACAGAAGGGAAUGCUGCACCUACUCGAAACUCAAGGCAGCCGUCCAGUCCAUGACAAAAAAGAAUUUUGAGAAAAAGAAUAUAGGCCAAAUCACAACUGUUUAUCCUACGGCUUACAGUUUUCGUCAGGAGAGGGUCCCUGUGUUUGGACAGAAGUUCAGUGACUAUCAGCUGACAGUGGAGGCAAGACUUGGUGAUGAUAAUGAUUCUAAAAGUAAUGAAGACUCACAAAGGCAAACAUUCACAGCAAGUCACCUCUUGCGUCGACGCCAGACGUUCAAAUUGGGAUUGAUAUCAAUUGUGAAAAGAUAUCAUAAAGAUUUUAUAUCAAAACUCCAACGCCCACUGAACAUCCCUGACAACAAGAUUACACGAUGGCAUCCAGGUUUUCCUCUCGAUGAAGUUCCCGACAUAGAAGAAUCACCGCUACCAGAAGCACCUGUUGUCUACAAAUAUGAAACUGCUAAAGAUGUUCUAGAACAUACAAGAGGGAAAAUAAUUAAAAAGGUGGAACAAGCUCUUGAAAGUGUUGCAGCUACUUCUUCUGUUUCCUCAAAAGUAGUUCCGAAGACUGAACCAAAGAAUGAAUCCCUGAAGCCAGAAUCAAGAUUACACAAGGGCAUACCUCUUUUUCUUUUAGAGAAGAUUCGUGCCAAAGAAGCUCUGAAAUUAGAAGCAGCAUUGACGCGUGACCCACAGGAGGACAAAAAAACUGGCAUGAUGGGAAGACUUCCUGACAUGAUUCGAAUGCUCAGAAUGUAUUAUAUAUCGGAGAAGAAACCUGCCCUACCUUUAGAAUCUGUGGUUCAGAAGCUUUGUGAUAGUUCCAAAUCGGCUAUCUCAUUAGGUGAAGUGGAGAAGCACAUCAAGCUGCUUCUAGAAAUUUGUCCUGAAUGGAUCUCCGUAGUUGAAAUAAAACGAGGAAAAUAUGUAAAACUUGACAAAAAUAAAGACAUUCAGGUUCUGAACACCAAAAUUCAGAGUUUAAUUAAAGAGCGAAAGUGAAUUUUGACAUGAAUGUUUGUGUAUUUGUAUAUUUAUAAUAUAUAGAUUCUGCUUAGAAUUUUAUUUACGUCUUUUGAAAACAUGAUAUGAAUAACUUGUAACAUUGUUUUUAAAAAAAAAUAUUUCAGAAUGUUAUGUAUUAUUAUUCUUAACUCUAUUUAAUUUUUAAAAGAAAACUUAAGCACAAUAAUGUUUCUGUUGCAUGUUAAAUUUUUAAGCCAUACAUGUUUUGGUGCUUAUGAAACAGAACUAAAGAAUUCUGAGCUGUAGUGUGUGUAUGUCAUUAGGUGAAAAUACACUAAAUUAUUGACAGUUAUCAGGCAUCGAAAUAAGAAUGGUCAUUCAGGUUACCGGGAGGUUACCACAUGUAAACCAGGCAAUGCAUUCCGGACUUCCGCGUUUCAUUUUCUGGUAAGGAAUUGCAUCGAUGUGCAAUUGCAAGCAAUAAUAGUCAUUCCGCAUUUAAGCAGCAUCCACUAGAUGAAUUUACUUCCGCGUUUCGUUUUAUCGUACGAAAUUGCACCGAUGUUCGUAUGCACUUGUGCAAUUGCAAAGCAAUUUCGACAAUCUGUGUUUAAACAGUGCCCACUAGAUAAAUUUACUUCCAGAUUUCGUUAGUCGUACCGAUUACAGGAAUUCAAUUCUAACUUUCAUAUAGUUGUGGUAACCUACAGGUUACCAGGCUAUAUUUUGUGGUAACCUGUAAAUGUGUUACCAGACACAAUGCUUAUUUCGAUGGCUGCAGUUAUUAAAUUUUUAUUUUAAAAAGGUGUAAUUUACUGUUUACUUUCAUAUACACAGAAUUGUAGUCACCAAUAAUGCAUUAACAUGUGAUUUUUAACUAAGAUUGCAUAUUUUUUAUUUUGCAUGGAAUUUUUCUAUUUCUACUAUUAUUAUUUGGGUUGCUUGUUACAUCCAGGUAUCGGCUUUUGGUUAAGUAUUGUCAUAGUUCAUAUGUGAACAGGUUUCUACUUGUUUCUUGACCUCUGUUUUUUUGCUACAUAAAUGUUAAAAUCAUGACAAAACUAAACUUUUAGUGACCAGAAACAAAGAAAAAGAUCAUGACAGAAUUAAAUUAUUAUUAUUACUGUUUAAUACAAUAUCUGUUUUUGAUAAUUUUAUAUUGAAUACCAGUACAUUGUAUAUAGAAUUUUUAAAAUUCUUCUGUGCAAAAAUUGUGAUAUCCUUUUCUUUCUUUUUUUUGAAACUAAUCAUGGGUAUAUUUUAAAUUUUAAAAUACUUUUGAUUUCCUUGUGAUCUUACUUACAACAGUUUUAGUAAAAAGCCAUUCUCAUUAUGCGAUUAGCUGUACCGACUUGUCACAUGCAAUGAAAUGUACAGUACGAACACCUAAAUCGGAUAGACAUUUGUCUUAUAUACAUAAAAUUAGAGUCACAUAAUGAGAAUUCUGCUUUAGUAACUGUAAAAGAAAGAAAAUGUUUUAGAGCCCAUCUCAGUUUGCUUGAUGGAACUAAAACAUUGUUUUUGACCUUUGUGCUAAAUACUCUUAGUUACUGUACUACUAUAUUCAAAGACUGUUUUAGUAAGAUUGACAUGUCAAUGCCAAUGCAGAAUAGCUAUGUAAAAGAUUACGCAUAUGUGUUUCUCAUACAUAAAUGUAGCAAUAUAAUCCUCUGUUGUCUGGGGAAAAAACCCUAAUUUAUUCAUCAAAUUGAUUCUUUUGGUAAUUUGUCUUGGUAAAAGAUACGAAUUCAAAAAUGUUUAGCAAGUUGGUAAAUGAAAUGCACUUAAAUAAAUGAAAACUCUUGACUUUAAAAGUGAAAUCAGACACUGGAUUCAAUUGAUGCACAAUUUGUCAGUAUAAGUAACAGGAGAUUUUCAUUACAAAAUAAAAUGUAUAACUGUCAUGACAUUGAAUGUAGCUUGUAUUUUAAAGCACAAUGCCAAACAGUACCAAAUUGCUAAACUGUUUUGUCUUAGUACCUGAUAUAUACUGAUGGAAUAAAAUAAGUUGUCACGCUAACACUAGCAUUUUGCAAACAGUGACUGCAGCCAGUCCUCAUCCACAGUGUCAUGAAGUCAGCAGUGUUACUGGCAGUCGGUCCCACUUUAUAGGAUGAAGAGGUGAAAUUCAGCAUAGAAACAAAUCUAAACAAACAAUCGAUAAAUAUACAGAAUUUCACAUACACUGUUUUCGCUUCCUAUUUAUUGCAAAAGUUUAUUUUGUGCAAGAAUAUGUUCCACGAGACUGUGUAGCAGUCGAGUAGUAUGUGCUUUCAUAAAAUAAACGAGUGCAAUAAAUAGGAAGCAAAAGCAAUAUAUGUGAAGUUCUGUAUUUAUUACAUAAUUUAUUUCAUGUUUUACAAAAAUGGUUUUUAAUUUAACGUUGUAACAACACUUGUAAUCGUACAUGUGUGUGUAUUGUAUUUUUACAGCUAGUAUCUAGUUUUUUCUGAAUAUUCAGCAUAAUUCUGUGUAAAUUUCAUUUUAUGUUUAUCAUUUAAGGACGAAAAUUUAUGUGUUUUUGUCCUGCUUAUACAAAUAAAGAUUUUUAAAAACCUGCUUGUGGUCACUACAAUAAAUUUUCCACCUUCAAUUCAGAUAUCAUUCCUACAAAUCUGAUGAAGUUCAGUUGUUGAUCAACCUCUUAUGAUAUAUUUUGUAUUUGUGACAGUCAAUUUUAAGGAGAGAUAUUCCUCUCAAACUUCAUGGAACCUACAUUUUGAACUUGUGUUCAUGUUUAAUUGCUUAAUUUUAUUCUGUGUUUGGUGGAUAUUGAACAAUUUUGCCUUCUGACCUAUCAUAUGAUAAUUUCUUGAACACUGACUUACUAAAUAAGAUUUUCCACAUAUUUAUUUGACAAACAUUGUGUUUUGAAUGUUUUGGUAAUAAACUACUCAAGAUACUGUCA